This is a messenger RNA of Xenopus laevis (African clawed frog), 3631 nucleotides long. RefSeq lists its product as uncharacterized. NCBI's taxonomy places the organism in Eukaryota, Metazoa, Chordata, Amphibia, Anura, Pipidae. The transcript is spliced from 2 exons. The record is from RefSeq and is a predicted model, not a curated record. Bases 81 to 3620 code for a protein of 1179 amino acids.
AACAGAACAUUCUGUCCCAGUGGCUGCACAGAUCCUAUCUGAUCCACAUUGCAAGCAGUCGUGUGUCAGAGAGCUCUGCAAUGUCCGGAACAAGCCCAGGCCCUGCUAGGGCUGGUCGGGCUACCAGACAAAGCGAGGCCCAGGCUUUGGGGCCUAGCCUUCCGGCUGAACAUACAAGGCCAAAGCUACGCUCCUCUUCUUUGGGAACCCCGAGAUCAAGGAGGAGAAACAGCAGUGAGAGUGAUGAGGAGAUGGAGAAAAGUCUGGCUGAGAUCAGAAAGCAAAAACAAAGGAAUGUACAAGUGGCUCGGGCCCAGGAAGUUGGAAGCCGGCGUGGGGCUCCCACUGAGAAACCCCCCCAGGAAGAAUCCAAGCUGAAUCCUGCAUUACCCCCAGGGAAACAAGGUAAGAAGAAAGAGCAAAAGCCUGAAUGUGACCCUGUGUGUGCAGAGAAUAAACAGCAGCAGCUGCAGGUUACAGCAGUGAGUGAGUUAAGUAAAUGCACUGACACUGAAAGUAAAACCCUGCAAAAGAAAGAAACAUCUGACAAACCUGCUGAUAAAAUGCACAAGUUUAUUGCACCCCAAACACACAGUGAUCCCCCCCUGUCAGACCCUGUGAUGCACAUGGAGUUGGAGUCUGUGGCCCCUGGGGAGGGAGGUGUCUGUGUUGUGGAGCUGGGAGAGUCUGGGAAGCCAAGUGAACUGACAGUUGCAGCAGACCUGCAGUCUCAGCAUGGGGAAUCCAAGAUGGCGCCGGCAAACACUGCACAAGGAGUUGGGGGCGUCGGCAAUGACAUCACAAAGGCUCCUGUCAGUCAAACUGAGCCUCUCACCUGUGCAGGUGCAGCCAAUGUUACAGCUCAAUCACCAGGGGGAGACAAUGUGCAGGAGGAACAGCUUGUGAGGAAGAAGGGGGAGGAGCCAACAUUUAAAGCAACAGUGGCAAAGCCAAGCAAAGGAGCCAUUCCAUGCAAAGGCAAGAUUAAAGGCAAAGACGAGCCAAUCACUGCAGAGGAGGUUGCAGAAGCCUUAAAGGAGCUGCAAACAUUACAAAAUGAAAAGAAAAAACUGCAGAUAUCCAUAAAGUGUCUGAAUAACCUUGUAUCCUUUUCUGAUGGGAAGGAAACUGAGCUUCACAGGAGAAAGAAAGACAGUUUGUUUGAUGAAAUGAGCAGCAUUGACCAGCGAAUAAACCAACUGUAUGGGAAAGUCGGGCCGUGGAAAGAAAUCUAUCAGAACAAGCAAAGGUUUGAGUCAAUGCGUUCUGGUUAUAAAGCAGCGUAUCCACAUCCUGCUACUGGGCGGCGCCAGACCCGAUCCAGUACCUCCAACAGUCCGGCCACUUCUGAAAGUGAACCAGAGUUUGCAAAACCAUUGCCUCCCCGGCGGCAGCAGCAACGACGAGGUGACAGAGUCAAUUGGCAGAACAUGACUUUUGAUGAGAAGGAGAUUCAGGAGCAAGAAAAGAAGAAAAAAGAACAGAAAAGCUUCAAGGUAAAUCUGCCACAAACCAGCACAAGACCUAAGCUACGGUAUGAGGAUUCAUCUCAAGCCGCCUAUGAAAUCUCAUCUGAUCAGGACUUUCCAGAGUUGCCUAAAGCAGCAGUGAGACCAUCAGAAGAUCCAAGUGUCCGGCGCCGGAACCAAACAGAGGGCAAGAAGGUCUCCCAUAAAGCAGCUGAGAGUGGCCCAGAAUCUGAAGACAAAAUGGAAGUGGCGGCUCAAGAAUCUCUUUUGUGUGUUCAGAAUGAAGUGGCUGAGAGUGUGGCUGAGAGUGUGGCACCUGUCACAGAUGGGAAUGAGUGUGAGCAGAUGGAAGUGAGAGAGAGUCAAGCUGAAGAGGCAGAAGUGAGAGAGAGUGCGGCUGAGCAAACAGAAGUGAGAGAGAGUGCGGUUGUGCAGCCUGAACAAGAGAAUGCAGCGGAAGAGUCUGUGACUCAGGAGGCAGGGGUAGAGGUGGAGCAAGUUGGUCAUAUAGAGAGUCAGUCAGAUCAGGUACAGCAGAGAGUGGAGGUAGAAUCUAUUCAGGUAGGAGGGGUGGAUGAAACUGCAAACAGUUUUUGGGGAAAGCGAAGGCUCUUUGCAACCCCAGAUGUGUCCCAUGAUAACCAACCCUUUAAGAGGAAACAUUGGGUAAAAAUUAAAUGGGAUGGAGAGAAAGAACAAGUCCCAUCUAGAAGGUUUCUUGUAAGAACAGUCAUACUGGAUAGUAUGGGUUUCAGGCCUGGGGAUUUAUCAGCUGUUAUAGCACAAACUGAAACUGAUUUUGAUGUAACUUUUAAGCUUCAGGAAGCACUUGAAAAUUUUUGGCGUAUCUAUAAUAUGCAAAAAAGGGCAGGUAACCAAAAUUGGGAACAAUUUGUGGUAAUCCCUAUGACAAAGCCUGAGACCAAAAACAUCACAAUUGUAACAAAGAAUGACGCCAUUCCUCAGGAAGACAUUCUCAUAUGGUUGCGCAGGCAAUGUACAGUCCUUACACCUCUAGUUAAGGUUUUUGAUGAGGAUGGGGUUUGGGCAGGAGUCUGGAAAACCCAGGUUAAGUUAAACAUCACAGGUAACGUUCCACAGCACCUGCCCAAUUCUUUUUUCAUUGGGAAAGAACGAGGUACCUGUUUUUAUGCUGGGCAGCCCCGUAGGUGCUAUAAAUGUGGAGCAAGUAACCAUUUGGCCAGGUCAUGUGCAGUCCUGAGGUGCGCCCUAUGUAAUGCAAUUGGUCAUGUUGCAGAUGCAUGUGUAAAUGUCAGGUGCAAUCUCUGUAAUCGAAUGGGACACGUGCAUAGGAGUUGCCCUGAGGCCUACCAUAAUAUAGUCACCCUUUUCCCAGAGAUUGACAAGGAGAUGAGGAAGUAUUUUGUAACACCAGAAAGAGAGACCAGUGAGGAAAGUGAAACAGAAGUGAGGGACUCACAGAGUAGUACUGUUCCAAAGAAACCUGUGGAGAAAACAGUGAGAACAAACAGAAAGGAGAACCCAAAACCAGACAGAAAGGAGAACCCAAAACCAGUCAGAGAGAUAAGUGGGAAAGCAGUAAGAACAAGCAGAAAGGAGAACCCAAAACCAGACAGAAAGGAGAACCCAAAACCAGACAGAAAGGAGAACCCAAAACCAGUCAGAGAGAUAAGGGAGAAAGCAGUGAGGAGCAAUACCAACAAGGAAGGUAAAAAGGAUGAGAAUGGCUGGCAGACAGUCAACACAAAAAAUAAAACCAAAAUGCAGGCUGACUUGUUAGACCCAGGGGAAGGUUCUGCUACAUCAUUCUUAAUUACCACCAAAAACAAAUUUGUGGUUUUGGAGAAGGAGUCUGAGACCUGGGGAGACAGAACUGAAAGAGAGGAGCAGGAGGAACUAGAGAAAAUAGAGAGAGAAGAAGAGAGCGAACUAGAACAGGAAAAUACAGAAGAAAUGGAAAUCCAACUCCCUUUAAAAAAAAGAGGAAGGGAAGGGAGUGACCAGACUGUCAGAAAGAAAGGUGUAGGUGCAAAACAUUCCAGUGAUCAGGACGGAGAGAGUGUUUGUCUUGAGGAUGGAAUGAGAUCUCGCUGUGGUCCUCAAGUCAAGCGAUAUGGGGAGGAGGCUGUAGGUUUGGGUAAGAAAAAACAUCCUCACAAGCAUUCAUGAUGGGGCAGCCU